This is a messenger RNA of Suillus plorans, 2018 nucleotides long. Its product is annotated as cytochrome P450. The transcript is spliced from 13 exons. The coding region runs from base 261 to 1817 and encodes 518 amino acids. The record is from RefSeq and is a predicted model, not a curated record. Gene Ontology annotation, molecular function: iron ion binding; monooxygenase activity; heme binding. Lineage: Eukaryota; Fungi; Basidiomycota; Agaricomycetes; Boletales; Suillaceae.
AAGUGAGCUAACUCCAAAGCAUAUCCACAGGAACCUUUUGUGUUGUGAGCGCUUUCGCAUUUUCUGAUUAGGGCCAUAGUAUUCCGGCUUCACAGGGUUAAUGCCCAUAUGUAUACUAAGUCCAACUUUACUUAUUAUUGAAUUUAUUCUUUUCAACUCCUCCAGCAUGUCAGGUAGAGAGCGUGAUAAUCGGCUCCCCAUGCAGUUAUAACUCAUUAGAUUUGUUUUGCCUUUGGAUCAAUUCACACACCGUUCUAACCAUGUUUCCUUCAGUUGAUGCAAUUGUUAACCUCGCCGUCUUGUCUGCUUCCUUCGUUGCUAUCACAUCCCUCGAGCGAUUCAUUAGGAACAGACAGAAAAAACUUCCCCCUGGCCCAGUGCCACUCCCACUGUUAGGAAACAUCUUGUCUGUUGACACCAAGGAGCCUUGGUUGACUUAUGCCAAAUGGGCUACUACUUAUGGAGACUUGGUUUUCGUGCAACUUCUAGGCCAGGAAAUCGUGGUGAUCAAUUCUCAGCACGUUGCAGAAGCCUUGAUGGACAAGCGUUCUCGCAUUUACUCCGAUAAACCAACCAUAGCCACACUCGAUCCAUUUGGUUGGUCGGUUAUUUUUGCAUUCACAGGCUAUGGUGAUGAAUGGCGUCUUUGCCGACGACUCUUCCACCAAACUUUCCGUCCUAACUCUGCACUCAAGUUUCGUCCAAUGCAGAUCCAGCGGGCUCGUGAGAUGAUCGUCAACCUAAUUGAUGACCCUCAACAGUAUCAUUCUCACUUCGCAACAUUCUCGUCAUCAGUUGCGAUGUCAGUGACAUACGGCUACCAAACUAGCCCUCAUGAUGAUCCUCUGGUUCGAAUCGCAGAAAAUGCACUAGCUCUUGGCCUUCCGGUGGUAACCACAGAGAGAGCGAUCUUGCUCAAAACCUUUCCCUUCUUGCUGAAGUUACCUGACUGGUGCUUGGGAUCCUCGAUCAAACGCGAGGCUCAAGCGUCGACUAAUCACAUGACUGAAAUGGUGGAGGUGCCAUUUCAAUAUACGCAGCAGCAUAUGGCCGAAAACUUGGUCUUUGGUCAGUUUUCGAUGGUAGCAGAAAAUCUUCAACGAAUGGAGAAGCAAGAUCAGACAUCCAGACCAUCGUUUGAGGGUGCCUUGAAGAAAGCAGCUACUAGUGCUAUUGCAGGUUCAUACGAAACGACUACUUCAGUCUUGAUGGCUUUUGCUCUCGCCAUGGUAUCUUACCCAUAUGUUCAAAAACGUGCACAAGCGGAGAUCGAUUCAGUGGUUGGGAGGGAUCGCUUACCUACCUUCGAAGACAGAGCGUCACUACCAUAUGUUGAAUCAGUUAUACGGGAGACUUUGCGAUGGCAGCCUGUCGUACCCCUCGUGCCACGUGCCACCUCAAGUGAUGAUAUAUAUGAGGGCCACUUCAUUCCAAAAGGAAUGACUGUCAUGUACAACAUAUGGAGCAUUUCACGGGAUGCAAAACGGUACCCCGAUGCAUCUACGUUUAUACCAGAGAGGUUCAUGAACGCCGAUGGUGCGCUGACGGACGAUGACCCGGCUGACUAUAUUUUUGGCUUAGGCCGACGUAGAUGUCCAGGCCGGUAUGCUGCUGAUGCCUCAGUGUGGUCGGCUAUUGUUACCAUGUUGGCCACAGUGGAGUUUUCGCCCGCUAAAGAUGACCAGGGUAAAGUGAUCGAAUUCGCCCCCCAAUUUACGACGGGACUUACUCAUUCCGUUACGGUCUUUGCCUGCAGCAUUUUGCCACGUUCUCAUGUCCAUCCAGGACUUGUGGAUGCUUUACGAAUGGGAGAGUAAUAUGUAUAUGGCGGAAGACCUUCAAGCUUUAUCGACCUUUUCUAUGCUCUACAUCAGGGAAAACCUCCCCCCGGAAAUCGAUGUAAUUUUCAGUAAUUCCCUGGUUUUCUAUUUUCAGGGAAAUCAUGUUGUACUAUUUUAUUUAUGUUACAAAGUCCAGUCAUAGUUCCAAUGAAUUAGUUUGUGAUUUGGUUCUGAAUA